CAUCUGGAAGAGCUUAUGCAUCCAGUCAGUCCCUGAAAAGGCCUCCCAGACUCAAGAUGUCCUUCAUCCCGGUGCCUGCAAACUCAGACUUUUCCUUCCAGAACCUUCCAUAUGGCGUUUUCUCCACCGCUGACAACCCUCGUUGCAGGAUCGGAGUGGCCAUCGGGGACCAGAUCCUGGACCUCAGCGUCAUCCUCUCCCUCUUUCAGGGGCCACUCAUGUCCAAGAAUCAGGGUGUCUUUGAGCAGCCCACCCUUAACGCUUUCAUGGCUCUGGGAUUCGAGGCCUGGAAGGAGACGAGAGCAACCCUGAAGAGCCUUCUGUCGGCCACCGACAGCACGCUGAGAGAUGAUGUCAGUCUUCGCAGCAGAGCGUUUGUCCAUCAGAGCGCAGCCACCAUGCAUCUGCCUGCAGAGAUCGGUGACUACACGGACUUCUACUCCUCCAGAGAUCACGCCACGAACGUGGGCAUCAUGUUCCGGGGCAAAGAAAACGCUCUCAUGCCAAACUGGCUGAGGCUCCCGGUGGGAUACCACGGCCGGGCGUCGUCAGUGAUGGUCUCCGGGACACCCCUGCGUCGGCCGUCGGGACAGAUGAGGCCUGAUCAAACCAAACCACCCGUGUUCGGCCCUUCCAAGCAGCUGGACAUCGAACUGGAGAUGGCCUUCUUUGUUGGAGGAGGAAACACUCUGGGAGAGCCCAUACCCAUCGAGAAGGCCCACCAGCACAUCUUCGGCAUGGUGCUGAUGAACGACUGGAGCGCGCGCGACAUCCAAGCCUGGGAAUAUGUUCCCCUUGGACCUUUCCUUGGGAAGAAUUUUGGUACCACCAUCUCUCCAUGGGUGGUUCCGAUGGAGGCCUUGCUACCAUUUGCUGUCCCCAAUGCUCUUCAGGACCCGGAGCCCCUCCCAUACCUGCAACACACAGACCCGUACACUUUCAACAUCAACCUCUUCGUGUCAGUGAAAGGGCAAGGCAUGGCUGAGUCAGCGGUCAUCUGCAAGUCAAACUUCAAGCACAUGUACUGGACCAUGAAGCAGCAACUGGCCCAUCACACUGUCAACGGCUGUAACCUGCGACCCGGUGACCUGCUGGCUUCUGGAACCAUCAGUGGACCGGAUCCAGAGAGUUUCGGUUCCAUGCUGGAGCUGUCGUGGAGAGGAUCCAAGACUAUUGAUCUGGGAGGCGGAGAAACUAGAACCUUCCUGUUGGACGGAGAUGAAGUUACCAUCACAGGACACUGUGAAGGAGAGGGCUACAGGGUGGGCUUUGGAAGCUGCAGCGGCACCGUCCUGCCGGCCCGGCAACACUGAAACACAUGCCUGGGUAGAAAGGACCUGAUGUCGGCGCUGGUUAAUAAUUGAUGCUCACCUCUCUGAGCACUGACCUUGUUACUGAAAGCCUCUGCAAUAUUGAUUCCACCUUGCGUCACUCUGUGGCUCCUACAUCAGUGUUAUUAUUCAUCUGUUACGUGUUUAAAUGCGCUGCAUAAUAAAAUGAUGCCCUUUGAUUCCA
Synchiropus splendidus (mandarinfish) is the source of this 1515-nucleotide messenger RNA. It is a transcript of the gene fah, whose product is annotated as fumarylacetoacetate hydrolase (fumarylacetoacetase). Gene Ontology annotation, biological process: homogentisate catabolic process; L-phenylalanine catabolic process; L-tyrosine catabolic process. The coding region runs from base 57 to 1313 and encodes 418 amino acids. Gene Ontology annotation, molecular function: fumarylacetoacetase activity. The transcript is spliced from 14 exons. NCBI's taxonomy places the organism in Eukaryota, Metazoa, Chordata, Actinopteri, Syngnathiformes, Callionymidae. The record is from RefSeq and is a predicted model, not a curated record.